CCAGACGCUUGUUUUGAGAGAGAAAGAGAGAGAGAGAGAGAGAGAGAGAGAAAGACAGAAAGAGAGAAAGAGAGACGAGAAAAAGGGUGAAGGAAAGGGGGGCUCCAAGCGGAAGAAAAACACCGCACGUCAAUCGAUUGAUUAUCCUGCUUUUCCUGUAUACACAUUAAUUAUUUUUAAAAUUUUCAAUAAUGUCCACCCCGGCGAGGAGACGUCUUAUGAGGGAUUUUAAAAGGUGCUAAAGCGUAUCCUGCUGAAGCACGGUCAACAAUGGCAACAUUCCUGGAUUGGCCUGUGUGUGUAUGUGUGCACACACAACACACAGACUUCAAGAGGACCCUCCCACCGGCGUGAGCGGAGCGCCUUCGGAGAACAAUAUCAUGCUUUGGAAUGCUGUCAUUUUUGGGCCCGUGGGCACGCCAUUUGAAGAUGGAACGUUUAAGCUUCUGAUCGAGUUUUCAGAGGAGUACCCUAACAAGCCUCCCACGGUUCGCUUUGUCUCCAGAAUGUUUCACCCCAAUGUGUACGCAGAUGGCAGUAUAUGUUUAGAUAUCCUCCAGAACCGCUGGAGCCCCACGUAUGACGUCUCGUCCAUACUCACCUCCAUCCAGUCGUUGCUCGACGAGCCCAACCCCAACAGCCCGGCCAACAGUCAGGCGGCGCAGCUCUACCAGGAGAACAAGCGUGAAUACGAGAAACGAGUGACAGCCAUUGUGGAGCAGAGCUGGGUGGACGUGUGAGACCCAAACCCUCACUUCUUCCCACUCCCACUCGUUCAUUUUACCUCGUGUGUGUGUGUGUGUGUGCGCACGCGUGUGGAGAUGCGCAUAUCACAAGAACUCAACAAGUGCCACUCUGCAAAAAAAAAAAAAAGAAAGAACUGCGGACAUUAUAUCAAGGGAGUGAGGAGGAAUCGUUUUUGUUUUCUUUUAAUUAGAAUUUUUAUAAUUGCAUGUUGUGAAAUAAGUUAUUGCUAACAGAACUUGUAAUAUAUCUGUGGGUAUUUUGUUUGAUUGGUAAGCUGUCACUGUGCUGCUGCUUGGUUUGUUUGGAAAUGGCAGUUUCAUGACCAAAACUUUUAAUUUUUGUAUUCUUUCUUUUCCCUCCCUAACGGGGUUUUUCAAAAAAGCCUUUUGAUUGGAUAUAGUCUUCUUUUUUGAAUCUCUAAAGAACAAUCUAUUAUUUUAAGAUUAGUCUCACGAUGGCGGAGGUUUUUCCUCCCCCGACAUAGAAGAAGCAGCGCGUCGAAGGACAAAGUGCGGUGAGUCAGGCACAGUUUGUAUUCAGGAGGGAAAUUUCUUCUUGGACAUUGUCGGAUGUAAAAAGACUGAAAUACUAAAAAAGCUGUCACUUCCUAUAUCCAAAUGAAAAAGACAACAAAAAGAAAAAGACUGGCCUUGUGGCAUCAUGUAUGUAGGAUUUGUUCAGAAUGAGCAGAAGGGAUGUGUUACAUUUGUCAAAGAAAGAGGUAUACUUAUAACAAUAUACGGUAUAAAAAACGUAAUAAAUUUUUUUUCAGACGG
Molecule: messenger RNA, 1523 nt
Organism: Phyllopteryx taeniolatus (common seadragon)
Lineage: Eukaryota; Metazoa; Chordata; Actinopteri; Syngnathiformes; Syngnathidae
Gene: ube2b
Product: ubiquitin-conjugating enzyme E2B (RAD6 homolog)
Exons: 7
Coding region: 303-740 (145 amino acids)
Biological process (GO): DNA repair; protein polyubiquitination; proteasome-mediated ubiquitin-dependent protein catabolic process
Cellular component (GO): HULC complex
Molecular function (GO): ubiquitin conjugating enzyme activity
Source: RefSeq, a predicted model, not a curated record